Messenger RNA from Podarcis lilfordi (Lilford's wall lizard), 14004 nucleotides. NCBI's taxonomy places the organism in Eukaryota, Metazoa, Chordata, Lepidosauria, Squamata, Lacertidae. The record is from the annotation of a GenBank genome assembly.
AUGCAGCAGACACAGAGAGAUACCCGCACGCACGCGCAUAAAGCGGGGGGGAGGCACGACUCUCUCCAUGCGAACUACAACUCCCGGCAACCCUUGCGCUCUAGCGAAGAAGUCGAGCGCAAUGUGCCUGCUGUGGCGGCUGCUGCAGCAGCAGAAAGUGUGUCACUGGGGCACGAGGCUCUCCCUAGGAGUCACAUGGUGGAUGCUCCAGUGCCGCGUGCUGGCAUCUGCGCAGCCGCAGGCAGAGAGGGAGACCAGAGAGUGAGUGAGCCCUGGCAGAGUAAAAUUUUGCAGGCAAAGGGAGAGGCAGCAGCAGAGUGGAGCUCCCGGGCUGCUGCGAGGUAUCCCACAGACUCAGCAGCUCUCGCGCUCUUUCGACUUUUGCACUGCGGCUCUCAGUGCAAAUAUAAUCUUUUAAAGACAAUUUUUAAAAGGGCACAUUCCCACCAGCGUUCAGUGCAAGGUGACUGGGUUCCCAGCCGCUUUUGCAGCAUAACUUUGGGGGGACCAGAAGAAGUCCGAGGAGGAGAAAGGGGCAGCCUCUCGCUCCCCCUCGCUCCUUCCUCGCCCACGGAAUCUCGGCUCGCUUCUUCGCUCGACAUGAAUGACGGCUGUCAACUGAACAGGAUGGCCACUUUGGAUACGAACAACAACGCCCCAGGUAAGCCUCUCGCGGCUGGCUUCUUUAGGGAACGGGUCAUGCAGUGCUAUUCUCCCUCCUAAAACUUGCCCCAUAGCCUCCCCUUCGCGGCGACCUCCCGUCGCAGAGGACUGGCGCUUCAGCCUCUUUCGCGUGCACCUGCAGUGAAGGGAGCAGUCCUCCUGCUGCCCAGCGCUUCUGCAGCUACUCGUGGGGCGUCUGCUGGAGUUGGGGUGGUGGCGGCGGCAUUGAGUUCCCAAGCAGCGUAUCUCCCCACCCUAAAUACCGCAAUUGCUGAUAUAGAGAUACGAAGUGUGUAAACAACCUUAGAGUCUCAGACUGUAUCUAGCAUUCAGGAUCUUGCCUGAAUGCAUUCCCCCAAAUCACAAGGAAAAGAGGUGAUGAGUUUGGAAUUGGGAGAAACAAGAGUGCCCCUAUUACCUGCCCCCGUUCUUUUAGCCCAUCAGACUUCUCUAUUUCACCCCCCCCCAACCCAAUUAGGAAAGGUUGAUUUCUCAUCAUUCUGCUGUAGUUUCCUCCUGGGGGAGGGUGGAUCGGUGACAAGGGGAGCAAGGGAAAGGAGUUAUAGGUGUCAGUUUCAGGGAAAGAGGUCAAGCUUCCUUCUCCUUGUGGGGGGAGGGAGCAGAGUCAAAUGUCUUGCCUGGGCUACCAGUAGCGGCAGGCAACGCCCUACCUUGUCCUUUGGGGAGGGUGGGAUUAGGGCAGUUGUAGGGAGAGAGGAUCGGGGCUGCCUUGCUCCCACUGUGAGCAUCACAUACCUGGUGUUUUCUUGGGAGGAAGCCUCGGAAGGGGAAGGGAUGCCCAGAGAUCUCCUUUUGAUAUUGCCCCCCCCCAAAAAAGAAUUGGUGAUCCCUUAUUGGUUAUAGGGAUUUCUCUUCCCCUCCACCCCCACUACUUUGGAGUCACACUACUAGCACCCGCACCCCGCUUUGGAAUCCCACCCUUCCUGGGAUUCCCCCUUCAAGCUUCCCCAUUCAUCCUCUCACGUGUCCCCUUACCCGGCUCAGCCACGUGCAACGUUUGUUUUCCCUAUCGGCCCCGCCUCCGGUCGCCUCCCAUUGGCCGAGCUCGCCCCAUUAGCUCAUUAGAUACGCCUCCCCUGGAACUACGUCACCAUCCGGGAAGCUCGAACGUUCCGAGUUCGCCGUAGAGGGCGCGGCUGAAGGAUGGACCAUCCCUUGCCAGGGAGGGGAAAUGGGAACCAAUGGGCGGGCAGGGGGCGGGGCAAAGCGUGAUGGGUGAAGCCGGGAUAGAAGCGGGCAACGUGCAAGUGGGACACGUGGAGGUGAACUGGCCGACUUGCCAGCCUUCCGAUCUCGCCUCCUAGUUAUUCAGCUCUCGGGAGGUAACCCUCAUGGGGCUUUUGGGAGUGCGAAAGUCUUGGACGGGCAACUUAACGGAGCAUGAGAACCGAGUGGGCGAAUCACUCACGUUCACCAGUCUUUGCGUCCUGGCGUGUCGUCUUUGGCUGGAAAAAUCAGGCUUCUCUUACUAUUUUCACGGCCAUCUGCCAGAUCACUUUGCUACUGCUUGCCCGGUGGCAGCAAAGCUUGCAGCCUUGCACCCAGCCAAUUAAAGCGUAAAAUUUUCUGAGGAAAAAGAAAAAGGAAAUCGUGUAAGGUCACGUGUUCCUUAGUGCAUGUGCAGAUUGCCUUCCAUUUGUGCCCCAGUUUGCCUCAGUGCAUAUACAGAGUGCCUUUCUUUUGUGGUGGAAAGCAGGCAAUAUUUAUUGGUGCACAUGUGUUUUAACAGCAUUGGAUAGAAAAUAGGGAAGUACCAAAAGUACCAAAACCCCACCUUUAUGUUCUCUAACUAGUGUUUAAAUGCUGGAAAUGAAUGUUCUAGUUACAGAGGAGUCAUUCCAGCCUGAGGAGGAAUGGUGGGGGACCCAAAAGCUUCCAGUAUUUUGAAGACUGGGUGGCACAAAUAUUUUUUUCCCUGUGGUCUUUGCUUUGGUGUGUACUACAUUUGUAUUUCUGUUAGAUGUAGAUACUGAUUAAGUAUUAACAAUAGAACUGUGUAAUAAAAUGCACCCUGGGCAGUUUAAGUGAAUGGUAUUUGUCUAAUCCAAUAAUAAGGUCUUGAGGUUCCCUUAAAGGAGAAAGUGUUUAGGAAUGAGGAAAGGCUUUCUGCAUUUGCUGUGGGUUAGCAGUGGGAUAAUUCCUUUUUAAAGAUCUGGUGUUUUGGGUUUCAACACUUUCAAGUGGGGUAGGAUUUGCGGGGUCGGGAGUUUCCUAUGUUAGAAGAUGGGAAAGUCUCCCAGAGCCAAGUGGCUUGAUUGCCAUGCUGCCCAUUUCUAAGCAUAUUUACUCAGAAAUAAAUCCCAGUGUGUCAUUCCCCCCCUAAUAAGACCUCACAGAAUAGCAACCUGCAUUGCGUGGGUUUUAAUGGUGUUUUUUAAAGAUCUAGGGGCUUGUUUUUCCCCCAUCUCUUGUGGAUAUGGUUUGUAUGUACACCUACCAUGUUAGUUUUGAUUCCAUUGCUGGGUUAGUAAGUUAGUGGGCCCAAGGUGGUUCAGGGAUCUGGGUGACGGAGAUCCCUUUCCCUUUGAUUGACCUUGUUGGUUUUGAGCUCAGCCUAAUUUUAUUUUUGGUGGUGCUUGCAUAUGGACCUUCAGUGCUACUUUUGCUGCAGGUUCCCCCCUGCCCCCCUUUUGCAUCAGGUGUCCUCCCCUUUGGGGUGAGCAAACGGGUAGCAUGUGGCCUUGUGUCAAGGACCACGUGUGCUUACUUAGUGAUGCCACAUGUGUCUCCAGCCACUCCUGGCUCCUUGUCUCGAGAAGACUGACAAGACACAUUGCAAACGGACGAGAUACGCCUUUCCCUUUUUUCACACCCAUCUGGAAGAUUGCCAACUUGGUCCGCACAUAACUUCCACCCCCGCUGUGCCUUCUAGCAAGUUCUAUUUAUCCUCCCUGACCCACUUGGGGCAGUCAUUUCCCUGACGCAACCUGCAUUUAAUAGCUGCACGGAAGCUAGGGACUCCAAGCCGGGAGGGAAGAAGGCGGCAAGAUUUGCAUACCUUCCUCCUUCGCAGGAUUCCCUGCGCCACCCUUCCCAUCCUGAAUUGCUCAAUUUGCAAACUCUGCUUCUCGCCUUUUAAAAGAAGGAAAGUGAAGUCAUUUAGGAGAGGCUACUAGUAAGGAAGAAAAACAACCACCAUCAUCAGCAUUGAGGAAGAGAUUACUAACAAGGUCCCGUGCAAGGGCCGCAUGCUCAAAACCCAGACAGGAUGAUCACUGCUGCCCUAGCAAGCCAGAUGUUGGGCUGGCUCUCAGGCCUCUUCACCCCAAGUUCAAAUCAAGGUGCCUGCUUGAAAUAUCCCUACCCUUAUUUGCCCUUGAUGAUUUUCCUGAUUAAGCGUUUGUUCUGCAGAGGAAAGGACAGCCUGCUUUUAAUAAGCUGCCAAACUGUUGCACAGCAUUUGAGAGAUAUUGGGAGAUGUAUGAACGGCAUGGGAUUAGAAUAGGCACCAAAGUGAGUGGAGUUCCUUCUGGCACAUCGGUUGGCGCUUUGUCACUGAGCUCCAGCUUUGCCCUAAUUUUGGCAGGAUUGCAAAGUUCUCCUAUGUGCAGAAGAGCAAGGCGGUUAUCACAAGUGUUUGACCUGAGCAGGUUGCCCUGGACCCUUAGCGAAAAGUGGUAGAAGGGGAUCUGUGGUCCCACAGGACAAGAGCUCCAUCCAAAGCACGGCUGCUAAAUUUUAAUUUUAAUCAAUUGCUUAUCCUUUGUUGACUUCUCUUGGUGUGUGUGUGUGUGUGUGUGUGUGUGUACGGUUUCGAUUGCUGGCAGAAAUUGACUUGGAUCAUUAUCCAGCUCUCUUUCCUAUCCCUGACAAGGGCGAGAGGGAGAAACUCCAUUUACAGCUUUAUUUGUCCUGAUUCCUUUUAAUGUCUGCUAAGCAACCAGUCCCAGGUGCUUGGGCCACACGCAAGGAAGGUCAUUAGCUGGUGGUAACCAGUCAACAAGAUAAAGGCUCCCUGCUUGUUGUUAAAGGCCUGCCUGGGCACUGAACGUGGCUUCCACACGUGACCUUGUUUAUAAUCCCUCUGGCACGGAUGGCUUUGUUUUUACUUUGCUUGAGGCUUUUCCUACAGCAGUUUGGCCACUGGCAUGUAGCCCAGCUACAAAGCCUGGAGCAGUGGUAGUUCUUCUAUAGAAAAAAACAAAAACCCAAGCCAUCUCCAGGCUGGAGUAUUCGGCCCUUCCCAGCUUACCCACCUCCCCCCAGCUUCCAGGGUGGGGUGUAUGAUGGCUUUUUUGGCUUCCACCCAAUUUUCAACAAUUUCUUGGCCGCAUGCCUUCCUCCCUCCCUCUCCACUCGCUGCAUCACUCACUUGGUGUUUUUUCCUUUUGCAGCUCUGAGAUGUAGGUCAACAACUGAAAGCUGGGAGAGAGAGAGAGAGAGAGCUGGAUUGCAAGGGAAGAAUUUUGGCAAGACCAGCUCAGAGCUUGAAACUGGCCUGUAAUGUGGGGUUGGACUUUGCAAACCUUUUAUCAGGUGUGUGCUGGGAAGAGUCAGCUCCCACAUACCGGGGCAGCUUUGUUCUCACCCUCUGUCGUGUUUUGCUCACGAGUAGGUUUACUUUCACCCCUAACCUAUUGCUCCUCCAGUGUUCCAGGGUUUCCCCCUCUCCCAUAUGCCAUCUUGUGCCUUUAAGAACUCACACAUUCACAGUAAAUUACCACCUUUUUGUCCAAGGUUGGAGACAGCACCCCUUUGCAUAUAAGGCCACAAUGUGGAGAGCAAAUGGGGGCGCUCUGUGGAGUACUUUCUAGGAGAACUAGAAACACCUUGGUCUGAUCCAGCAAUGCAGUUAGAAGGUUUUCUUAUGGAAUAUCGCCUAGUACAUUUGACUCAGGGAAGGGUGGUUGUGGUACUGUUCCUGCAAAAAAAGUUUUUUAAAAAAGAAAUCCUAUAUUUGGAACAGGGAAUGAAUUUUGGCCCAAAUCUGCUGGAUAUGUACGUUUGCUGUGCUAUCCUCCACAUCAUGGAGCUUGGCUCAUUAGCCUGAGUAGUUGCUCUCUGAAGCAAUACAUCACAUUUGCUCUCUGUUAGCAUUAUGGGAGAAAACUCUUUUCCUCUCUACCCUCCUCCUAAUUUUAUAACCCUCUGUCAUGUCCCACUUUAGUAGUCCUUUUUACAAAGCUUAAAAUAAAAGGCCCCCAAAUGCCCAAACCUUUCUUCAGCUGCUCUGGGUCCCAUUUCUCGGCGCUCUCCCCAGCCUUCCACUUCUGAUUUCUGCCUCUUCUCUCCCUGCUUCCCUUCUGCCUUUGCAAUGGUCUUGUUUUUCUCUUAGAGUGCAAGCCUGCAGGCAGGCUCUGUUCUUUUUAAUGCAGUUACAACUUCUAGUGCUUUGCAGCCCUUAAAAAACAAUAACAAUACUUUCCUAGCUUUGCCGUAGUCUUCUUUCUUUUCGGAGACAGCCAGAGCUGUACAAAGCAUCCAACUACUCCAGACUCCCUUUUUUUCAAUGCUGCCCCCCUCUAGGGAUUCGCAGUUUCAAAACACAACAGACUUAACUUGGUUACAACAUAGGAAGGUUGUCAGAGCCUCUCUCUCUCUCGUUCUACUUUGCCCCAGUUGAAGCCUGCUGCCUUUCUUGGCUACCGAAACAUCUGCUUGCCUUUGCAAAUGCCUCUUUAGGGUGCAGCUGUGUGGUCGGGAUAUCAUCCGCCACAGUGAGGUCCAGAUACUUGCUCUUCUUUAAAGGAAACUCGAGGUUUCCAACAUGAUGUCUUCAAGUUGCCUAACACAAGCAAUCAGUUGGGGCAGCUGGACACCGAAGGCUGUAGUGAGGUGGGAUUCUCAACCCUCUUCCUUUUUUUAACCCUCUGCAGGUGGCGUCAUCAGCUACAUUGGCUCCAACGGGUCUUCUCCAAGCCGCACCAGCCCCGUCUCUCUGUGUGGCAGCGACAGCUCCAACGGCAGCUGCCAGCUGUCCUCGCAACCUGCCUUCCCCAGCUACUUCCCACCUUCGCCCACCGGGUCUCUGGUGCAAGACUCGGGGCGCCUGUAUGGGACCAGCUCCACUGGGCUCCGUGAUGAUGCUUCCCCUUCCUCCUCCUCCUCCUCCUCUUUGUCGUCAUCAUCCUCUUCCUACAGCUCUGGAGGCUCCCCCGUGGGGCUGCAAGUGGCCAUGGAUGACGGGAGGCGCAUCUCCCCUGCCAAAAGCACCAGCAGCAGCAUCACAAGUGAGUGCAAAUGCGAAGUUGGGUACGGGUGGGAAGCCCUGGGGUGUUUGCUGGUCCAGCCAACUAUGCCAGCAGAUGUAGUCCAAGUCCAAACUCCAGGCCCACCUUCCCCGGGUCAGUUUGGCCCUUUCUGCCAGCCACUAUUCCUCCUGGGUUCUUCAAAGGCUGCACUGUAGGCCUCCAAGGUUUUAUCCCCCAAAGGGUUGGUUGGGGAGUAGCAACCAAGCAGCCAAAAAAAUCCAGCCUUUGGGUAUGGAGUCUCACAGCCCCUCUUCCUCUUUUCUCCUUCCAGAGCUGAAUGGUAUGGUCCUCUUGUGUAAAGUCUGCGGAGAUGUGGCGUCUGGGUUCCAUUACGGUGUCCAUGCUUGCGAAGGCUGCAAGGUGAGCAUCUCUCUCUGGCCUUUUUAUUUGGCUGAUGAAAGCUGGAAGGGGUUGGAUCGAGGCCCACCGCCGAGAUAUUUUGCAGCUCCACACAGGAAAAACCCUCAUUUUCCCAUGCUGGUAUGGGGCAGUGGAGCUUAAGUGAGAUGUGGGAGACGGGGAUUUAAUCCCUGCAACACAGCCUUGUGCUGGGAGAGCAAGCCAGCUCAGGUGCUUGCACCACCUCCCUGACCAGUAGGGACUACAGCAGCAUGCAGCCACUGGCCUGCAAAGACUGUGCCUCCGCUGCUUGAGCUAGCACCCCUUAGGACUAUGUCUGUUCAGGCUUCAGAAUGCUCUUCAGGUUCAGAAGGGAAUGGAAGUGGGCCACACUGGUCUCUGGGAACUUGGGAAUCUGCCUUAUACAGUCACAGUCUUUGGUCCAUCUAUCCAGUAUUGUCUACACAGACUGGCAGCAGCUUUCCAGGGUUAGCCUUACUUGGAGAUGCCAGGGCUUGAGAUUGGGGCCUUCUGCAUGCUGGGGCCCUUCCCUUGUGGUUGGCAGUUGUUUACCAUGCCUCUGGGCUGGCCAGGUGGGCCUAAUAUAGCUAAAACUGGGAGCCCGGCCUUCUCUGCCCUUCCCUGCUCAAUGGAUGAGCAGUCACCUUCUGCUGGUUCUGCUUCCAGUUCAAGUCUUCAGUCUCCAGCUCACAGCCUGAAGGGAACUGGGCUGAAAAGCAGCUGCUCUCGGUUUGGCUUUGAGUACAGCUGCUCACUCGUCAGGCCUAGGUGCUAAUUUGCUCUCUCUCCCUCUGUGUCCCCCACUCAGGGUUUCUUCCGGCGCAGCAUUCAGCAAAACAUCCAGUACAAAAAGUGCCUAAAGAACGAAACCUGCAACAUUGUCCGCAUCAACCGGAAUCGUUGCCAGCAGUGCCGCUUCAAGAAGUGUCUGGGAGUUGGCAUGUCUCGCGAUGGUGAGUUCCCUGCCAUGCGAGGGUUGGAGAUUUGACAUUUUAUUUACCCCUUGCAGGCUUUGUUUCGUUAGGAUUCUGAUUUGUGGAAUAAUAACAAUAACAAUAAUAAUAAUAAUUGUUUAUUAUUAUUUAUAUGAUGCCCAUCUGAUUGGGUUGCCUCAGCCACUCUGGGUGGCUCCCAACACACAAUAAAACAUCAACUGUUAAAAACUUCCCUGUACAGGGCCACCUUCGGAUGUCUUCUCAAAGUCAAAUAGUUGUUUAUUUCCUUGAUAUCUGAUGGGAGGGCGUUCCACAGGGUGGGUACCACCACCGAGAAGGCCCUCUGCCUGGUUCCCUUCAGUUUCACUUCUUGAAGGGAGGGAACCACCAGAAGGCCCUUGGUGCUGGACCUCAGUGUCCAGGCCGAACGAUGGGGGUGGAGAAACUCCUUCAAGUAUCCUGGGCCGAGGCCACAUAGGGGUUUUUAAAGGUCAGCACCAACACCUUGAAUUGUGCUCGGAAACGUGAUAUCCUCAGUUGCCGUACUGACACACCCUGUUUGCCUCCCCUACAGCUGUCCGUUUCGGCCGCAUCCCUAAACGCGAGAAACAACGCAUGCUGGCAGAGAUGCAGAGCGCUAUGAACAACAUGGCUAACAACCAGCUCAGUGCGCAGUGCCCGCCCGAGGGCUUGUCGACGGGGCACCAGCAGCCCGCCAGCCCCCUUCUGUGCCACCAGCCGCAGCUGGCGCCACGAUCCCCACAGCAGCACGCGGCCUCACCUCCCCAGCCGUCUCCUUGCUUCGCCCAGUUCUCCCAGCAGCUGACGCCGCCCCGCUCCCCGAGCCCUGGCGAAGUCAUGGAAGACGUCAUCUCGCAGGUGUCCAAGGCCCACAAGGAGAUUUUUGUUUAUGCCCACGACAAACUGGCCACAGGGCCCCUGGCUCCCGUGGGGAGCGAGAACUCUCUGAGUUGGGAGAGCAACUGGCUGUCCAGUGGCUACCACGGCAACGGGCCCUGCCACCAAAACGACAACUGGAACUCUGGCUCCGCCCCAAGCAACACAUGCCACCAGAACAACAUGAACGGCCAUCGGUUUUGCCCUUCCGGCUAUCCCUCCGGGGAGACAGAUCCCUCAGUCGGCCAAGGCUGCCCCCAGCAAGGCGAGCCCAGAGAUAUCCUCUUGGUGAGUGUCGCAUCCUCCUCACAGCACCACACAAGGCGCUCUCUUGUUUGCCAGCCAAGGCUUAUUCAGCGACCAGUUCGGCCCCCAGCUGCCUUUUCUCUAGCUGUUAUAUAGCCAGCUUGUUUUAAUACCCCAGAUGGAAAACCCGUGGCUUUUGCUUGAGGCAAAUCAGAUGUGAUUUGAACCAGGAGCUUCACUAGCUGUAGCCACUGUAUUGCUACGAUUUUGGAUAUUCCCCACUGCCAUCUCAGCCAUUUGGAUAUAUUUUAACCAGUGCUAUUUUUCUAGGAAAAGGAGUGCCGGAACUUGCCACAAACACCUCCCUUGUUCUCUUAUAAGGACCAUGGCUCCCACCUGAAAGGUGCCGGAACCGAGUUCUGGAGAGUUCCGGCUGAUGAAAGCCCUGAUUUUAACUUGCCAUCUGAGUCACAGUUGGGUUAGGCCUGUGCUACUUGUGUUACUCAGGGCUCCUUGUACAUAUUUUGUAUCUCUUACAUUCUUUGGCUCACAAAAUGAGCUUUUUCUCAGCCACGCUCUAUCAUGUACUGUAUUUUUUGGAGCUUUCAGUGAAAAGCAAUCAAUAUUUUUUAAUAAUAUGUUCAACAUUUCACUGUAGCUUCAUUUAUGGUUAUGCAUGCGAAAAUUCAGUCUAUUAAUGUUUUUUUUUUAAUGGGGGGGAAGGAACAUUAGUUAGGAAGUCUUAAGCAGCCAGGCGUAGGGAACCUGUGGCGCCUCCAGAUGUUGUUGAACUCCAACUCCCAUCAGCUCCAGCUAGCAUGGCCAAUAGCCCAGGAUUGUGGGGGUUGUAGUCCCAACAGGAUCUGGAGGGCCACAGGUCUUCUGUUCCUGCUUUAAAGCAAAGACUUAGCCUACAAGAUGUAUCUGCUUAGCUCAGGUAGUGGUGGACUCAAUCCUGACUUGAAAAUUCAAUCUGUUGGCGUUCUCUUUUAGUCUGUUUUCAAUGGGUGGGAUGUUAACUACUGCAGUUAAGAUUAUGGCGUUUCAUGUAUGAAACUUAACUCCUACGUAUUGUCAGGCUAGAAAUCAGUAUUAGCUCAAUCUGCCUGGUUAUUCUGCAAAGGAACAACUCAUUCCUUAUGGCUGGGGGUAGCGGCAUCAAAUGCACAAGAGCAGCAAAAGAAGGAAGUUUAGAAGCUUCUAUUCCACCUGUUAACCUGGACUAAAACUCCCUGGGGCUAAUGGGACUUAUAUUACAAAGCAUUGGAAGGCAACAGAUUGGCAAAGGGUCCUCAAUUCUCAGUGAUUAUGUGGGCUUGCAACUGCUUCCAUUGACUCUGAUUCCAGCCCUCUACUCUUCAUCUAACGUGUCUCAUUUUCCCCCCCAUCCCAACAGGCGUGUCCUAUGAAUUGUCACCCACAUGGUCGCAGUGGCCGUACAGGCCAGGAGAUUUGGGAAGAUUUCUCCAUGAGCUUCACACCUGCUGUACGAGAGGUUGUGGAAUUUGCAAAGCACAUCCCUGGUUUCCGGGAGCUCACGCAGCAUGACCAGGUCUCCUUACUCAAAGCUGGCACAUUUGAGGUAGGAUUAUCUCCAUCCACUACUUCAGACCCUUGCUAGUUAACAGUUACCGAUUUUAUGUAUGUAGGAAGGGCUUAUAAAAGUGGAGAAUAAUAUUUAUCCAUUAAAUACUGGUUAAUUCUGCACUGGUGAAAAUAAUGGGGAGACAUGAUUGUUUUAAAAUUCUGAAGCUCAAAUCUACACCCUUAUUUAUCCAUAUAUAACAAUGAGACUGCAUCAAGGACAUUAUUUGCUGGCGUCAUUUUGAAACAUAAAGACAUUAGGAGUAAUUAAAGGGGUGUAAUCUGCUUUUGGGAGGCUGGAUCCCAGACAUACUCAAAAACCCCAAAGGGAAGAAGUGAAAAUCAUUCUGAGAACUUGUCAGUUUGUUUUGGUUCUUAAGAAGAAAAACAACAACCUUGCAGUUGAACCUAACUAAGUUCACUCAGGAAGUCCCACUUCUUUCAAAGCUAGUGUCCAUUCUUACUCGGAAGAAUACAGAUGGCAUUUGACUGUGUUGUGUGGGCACAGAUGUGUUCUAACAGGUCUCUCCUACCAUUUCCCCAGGUGCUGAUGGUUCGGUUUGCGUCCCUCUUCAACGUUAAGGAACAGACAGUGACAUUCAUGAGUCGCACCAAGUACAGCCUUGAGGAGCUGUGGGGGAUGGGGAUGGGCGACCUGCUGACAUCCAUGUUCGAGUUCAGCGAGAAGCUUGGAGCCUUGGGACUCUCUGAAGAAGAGCUUGGCCUCUUCACGGCUGUGGUGCUGAUCUCUGCAGGUGGGUGUCCUUGGGCAUGAGCAGGCGGGAAUCGCAGUCGUGGAUCACAAGCUUCCUUGUCCUUACCUUUCCUUGAAGCUCUCCAGUCACACCCAUCCAUUGUGUUAUUCUGUCCUUGUUUCACCUGUGUCCUAAGGUCUUCAAGCCUCCUACUCUACCAUCCUUGGCUACCCAAGCACACACCUACACAAUUCAACACCUUUUCCCCUUUCUGCUCCUUAUGCCUGGCACCUUCUCCCAGAAUAUCCACAGUGGUCUCCCUUGCUCUUCCUGCUUCCUCCUUUGGAAAGCUUUCUUUCCUUGAAGCCUUCAUCUUACUGCCUUAGUCUGAACCUCCACCCUUGAAACACCAACACCCUGCAACCGCAGCAAACCCCUAAAUUAACUACAUAUCUUCAUAUUUCUCCUCUGACACCUUUGCCUCGGCUCCUCUUUUCCCCAUUGUUCAAACUUGGGAGUGUAAGCUCCUUGAAGUGGGGAGCUGUCUCUUUUUCCUCGUGUUACCUUGCAAAAUGCUGUGAACAGUGGUGGUGCUUUAAGAGAGAAGGAUUCUUAAUAAAAAUAAUUCAGAGCUCCGAGGAGAUUGGGAUCUUUUGCAUGUCAGGUUUUGGCACCACUGCUCCUUGGGCUCCAGGCAAUCUGUGACCUUGUGGGAGGCUGAAAAUGUGGUUUGAUAGAUCAGAGACCUGAAAACCAGGCAGGUGUGUCUGUUGUGCUGGGCACGCCACUGUUACCAUGUUACUGACUGCCCGUCCCUCUCUUGUGCAGAUCGUUCAGGCAUUGAGAACCCAGGAUCAGUGGAGCAGCUGCAGGAGAUGCUUAUCCGUGCCCUGAGAGCCCUCGUCCUCAAAAACCACCCCCAGGAAACAUCCCGUUUCACCAAGCUGCUGCUGAAGCUUCCCGACCUGCGCACCCUCAACAACAUGCACUCUGAGAAGCUGCUCUCCUUCCGCAUUGAUGCUCAGUAGAAGACGGGGAGGGCCUUGCACAUAACUACUGGACCACCCUCUCGUCUUGCCCUCCCUGCGUUGUUGCACUAACCAGACUGCUCUCUCUGGGCCUGGACCCAGCAAACUAUAUUUAUACCGGCAUAGGAGCUGCUGCCCCCACCUGCUCAGAAGCAAGCGGCCACAAGCCGCCUUUUGUAAAUAUAUCUCUGUAUAUUGGAGUUGUGUGAAUAGAACCGGCAUUCUUCCCUGCUGUGGCGCUGGCCACACGGGAAUAAUAUAUUGAAAACCAAAAUGGCUUGGAUCCACGUUCUUCCUGAGUUCACCUUGUGUGUCCGCCCCCGCUCUUCUCCUGAGUCGGAAGGGAAGGUAUGGUGGAGGUUUGGGGGUAACCAGUUGCCUCGGCUAGAGAGAGGCGACUAUUGGAGCUCUAUACACAAGGGAGACAUUGGCUGCCCCCCGCAAGCCAGAAGUGAAUUGUGGUGCUUAAAAUGGUGGCUGUCCUGCCCCACUUAUUUUGUCAGGGCUUAAAUAUGGCAAGAUGGUGGUUUAAGGGAAAACCAUGUGUUUCCAUUGGUGUGGCACCCACAUAUUUUGUCCUACUCCUACCUCUGGUCAAACCAGUUUUUGAAACACUACAGCCUCCCAGCUGAAAGGCCUUGUUACCAGGUGAAAAAGAGGAAGACCAUCCACAUUACAUGUAACUUUUACACCCUCUUUCAAAUCUUUUUUAAAAAAAUCCCCUGUAACCGGCCAAUCUACCCUCAGCCUGGUUUUUCAAUAAUGUGAGGCACUUACACAUGUCAUCGGUAUGGAACCCAUCUUCCCACCACCACCCCCAAAAUGUGGUGAUGCAUUUUUGCUUUGGUGAGGGUGGUUGUUUUUGGUUUAGCAAAAAGGGGUUUCUACUGACCUUUUAGGUGUGGGGGCUUUAAUGACUAAAAUGGUGAAUUGGGAGGGGAGGGGGAAAGCCUUGAGAACAAAGGCUCCUACGAUUUUUACCUGCAAAACAGAAAUAUCAAGCAAGCUCCACAUUCUUCUGUGUUUUGAUAGUUAAAGAAUAAAUUUUUGCCCAUCGCUACUCACCAUAAAUGAGACACCAAAAACCAGUUGGGGCUGUGAGGGUUGUUUUUUUUUUUUUGUCAUUUUUUUUUAAGGGUAGGUUUGUUUGUUUUUUUUAAUCAUAUAUUUAUUACAUAAAUAUAUAGUAAAAUAGACCAGCGACAAUUACCAUAAAAAUAUCUUUCUUUAAAAUCCUGACCAAAAACACAAAAAAGGGUUUGUUUGUUUUCCCCGCCCCCGACUUUUCAGGGUUUUUUUUUUCUUUUUUCCAAAAUCGCACGUCACAGACAAAUCGUGAUUGUCGUAUUUUUUUUACAUCAGCAGCUUCCUGCUACCCAGACAC